GCCCAAAAUGGGGGAAAAAUUUAUGGAGAAAACUCUUCACAUCUACGCCUCGCCUCACAUCGCCGGAAAGAGAACCGGAAGAAGUGAAGAACGAAGGUGGAAGGUCUAAGAUUUGCGCCGCGCCGUCGCCUCACAUCUACGCCGUCCAGCAGUUCUCCAUCCGCCAAUUACACUUUAGUCUUCAGGGUUUGAAUCCAAAGCAGACUCUGGAAGUGAAGGAAUAAUAUCCUGUAUAAUACCAAGGUCCUCACACUCUGAAUCAUCAUCUGAUUCACAUUGUUCUAAUUGGAGAGGGGAGAACCUUGACUCUUCAAUAACAGGUAGUGGAUUCCAGAGUACCAAUGCUAUGCUAUUUUCCACAUUAGAGUUGCAAUAAAGGACAGUUGCUGAGCAUGGGCCAUCUGCUGGAGAGGGUUUGUCUUGUAGUUGCUUGGGUAUAUCCUUAUUGGAGCUUUCCCCAGGGCCCGAAGGGAUUAUCUUUCUCCAAACUGUGCCAGGCCCACCUCUUUUGGAGAUCAGGAAGGACAGGAAGGGCAGGAAAUACUGGUGUGGCUGUAAUGCUUUAUGAUCCUAAGAGGUCCAACAUUACUAGGAUAGAAAGAGAAUCUGGUGUCAAGUUUGAGCAUAUAGCUGCUCCACAGCCAUCUGAUAUUGCUAAAGCUAUGGGAAAAGAAGCUGCAGAGCAAAUUGAAGGAAUGUCUGAUAGUGUAAUACCUCCUUUCAAGGAUGCUGCUGAGCAUCUCCUAAAGACCUCUGCUUUAUCACCAGCAGAUUUGCUUGCAAAGGCACUGGCAAAGGCUGUUGGAUAUACUGAAAUCAAGAGCCGGUCACUCCUUACUUCCUUGGAGAACUGUGUUACUCUACAUCUUCAGAGUGGAAGACCCGUCUACUCACCUUCUUUUGUGUAUAAUGUCUUGAGAAGGUUCUUACCUGAAGAGACAGCUGAGUCAAUCAAAGGGCUGACUUUGACAGCAGAUGGCAAAGGGGCAGUCUUUGAUGUGUCCACGGAAGAUGUAGAAACAUUCUUGGAGGGUUCAAAAAAAGGAUCUGUUGUUGUUGCAUCAUCUGAGAUUCAUAGAGGUGAUGAAAGUCUCGAUAUUAAGGUGGAGAUUAUUCUAUAUGUAGAGAUUGAGACUGUCGAUCACCUAGAGGAGUCAAUUGUAUCUGUUUUAGUGCCUCAGUGCGGCGAUUUGCGCCCUAGGAUGGGCAAUUUGGGCCUUGGGAGGGGCACUCCGGGCUUCAGGAGAAGCCAUUUGGGACACUGGGUUGUGUAAUCUAAUUUUGUUCAGGUUCUUUUAAGAGUCAUCUGGACUCUUGGUGGAGUUUGCAUCUGUUGGUGUUUCAACUUGAGUUAUGUAACACCCUCCGACUCGUGAUCUCGGUUCACCGCGACCCGACGAGCCAAAGGGGUUACAUAGAUGGUAUUAAGGACAACACUAUACGCUCAGCAUAAAUUGAGUCGUAAUCU
Cuscuta campestris is the source of this 1468-nucleotide messenger RNA. NCBI's taxonomy places the organism in Eukaryota, Viridiplantae, Streptophyta, Magnoliopsida, Solanales, Convolvulaceae. The record is from the annotation of a GenBank genome assembly.